Molecule: messenger RNA, 3553 nt
Organism: Octopus bimaculoides (California two-spot octopus)
Lineage: Eukaryota; Metazoa; Mollusca; Cephalopoda; Octopoda; Octopodidae
Product: double zinc ribbon and ankyrin repeat-containing protein 1
Molecular function (GO): protein binding
Source: RefSeq, a predicted model, not a curated record
ACGAAACUUGACUUAACCUGUUUGAUGACACGAGCUCUCUUCGCGAAAAUUAUCUGUUGCAAAAUUAGCUGCAAAUCAUUUGCUGUUUUGUGAUCUGUGAAGUAGGGAGGAAUAGAAGGCAUUGGCAGAAAGCAAUUUAACUUACACCUUUUAAGAGUCACAGUUGGCUGAACCUAUGGAAUAUCUCAGACUGUUUGCUGAAGAGAUUGUGUGUAGAGGGAGCUCUAACGAUGACAGCUGGUUCUGUACUUGUUCCUAUGGUGAUACCUAUGAGGGUUCCUCAACUCGGUAAACCUAAAGCAUCCAUAGAUACAAACACCAAGAUUGCUCUCUGUUCAAGUGGAAAUUCAGAAGUUGAUAUCUUUUACACAUUAAAUGGGACAAAGCCUGAAGCUUUUCCCCUAAAAAGGACACCAGAGUUUUGCACAUUCACCUAUAAGGGCCCAUUCCCUCUUCCUGCUGGCAAAGUGACCCUUAAAGCAUUGGCUGUGUCAAAACAAAAAUUCACACAAGUCUCGGCUCGUGCAGCAAAUUACUUGUACAAUGGUGCUCUCAUACUGCGAGGUUCUACUUUGGAGAAGAAGAGGUCCAUGAAGAAUUUCCAUAUGGCACUAAAACCUGCUUGGACUGCAAGUCCAACACCAAAUGAUGCCACUUAUUUAAUGUCCAAGCUCCAUAUUCCUGAUGAAAAAAGACCACCAUCUAGCGCCAGAUUUCUGGAUGAACGAUUCAAAAACAAAAAUGAGAAUCGGAAAGAUACACCAACAAGUCUCAUUCGUACCUACCAGAUUCAGACCAUAGCUGACCAAUUAUCAGCAACAGAAUGGAAAGGAAUCCCAGAACCACACAAAGCACCAAACAACCCAAAAGAAAUUUAUCGACUUCAAAGACAAACAGAUUUCCUUAAGUGUGUCUACUGCUUUGCUGACCGACCAGCUGAUCCGUGUGCCAAGUUCUGUAAUGUUUGCGGCAGAGAAGUUCCACCACUUCCUCAGAAUCGAUUACUACCUCCAGAACCAGGACAGAUGGGUAAUUGCAUCUAUUGCAAUUCUUUGGUUCCUUUUAACACAGAAACAUGUGUUGUAUGUGAAGGUCCAAUUCCAGUUCAGAAUCAGCCCAAAGCCAGUAUUAAGUUGACUGACCGACUUAUUUGCAAACUCUGUGGCACUGCUAAUCCUUGCAACCUGUCUUCUUGUGUCAUUUGUGACUCUAAACUUUCUCCAGCCACAGACCUUAAGAAAUUUCCUGACAGUGUAAACCAGCAAGACAUACCACUUGAAUCAAAGUUUGUAAAAUGUUCAAAAUGUCUCCGCAUCAAUAAUGCUGAUGCUCGUUUCUGUGACUGGUGUGGCAACAAACCAAAUCUCUCCACUUACAUCCAAUGUCCUCGUUGUAAAGCCACCAACCACGUGAUGUCAACUUACUGUGCCAGUUGUGCUGCACUCAUUGAACCUCCUCACCGAAAUAUUAACAAUGAAUUCAGUGGACCAACAAAUCCAAUCAACACUGGCCACUGGACAAUGGCUCAGAGCACUAACCAUUCCUCAAGAUCCAAGCAGUCAACUGGCACUCAGACCAUUGGCCUCUUCUACCCAUCGCAACGAGAAAUGACAAAGAAAGAAAUGGAAGAUGAAGAAAAGAAGUCUUAUGAGAAACAACUGAGAGACAGGCAACCACUUCUCACAGCCAUCAGUCCAGGGCGAGGUUUUUGGAGAAAACAAGUGGAACAUAUCUGCCAUCAUCUCAAAGUCCAUACCCAAAAUUGCGCGGAGUUUCGAGCUCUAAUUGCAGAACCACGCAUGGGAAGGCUUGUGUCGGGAACAAUUCAUGAAGACAGUUUUGAAAUGAGUUUGACUUUAAACUUUGCACUCUAUCAACCGAAAUCUAACCUCACCAAUGGCCACACACCAUCGCGAUCUGCUGACAAUCUUCAAUCACCAUAUCGAGAAACAAAUAUUUUAGAUACUUUCCGAAGUGAAUCUUCUCUAGUUUCUGGAGAGACCAGUGAUGUAUCAAUGGUGUCAUCUAGCAACAAGAAGAAGAAGAAGACUCGACGCCUCAACUCUAAAAAGCAUAAACUCUCAGCAAUUGACAAGAAAUUGUUCCAGCAACUUUGUGUUAACGGAGAGAGUGAUAUCAAAGAACUCCAACGCCUUUUUGAUGAAGGUGCUGAUCCAAACUGUACAAAUAAAAAUGAUUUCUCAAUUCUUUGUGUGGCUGUGAAGAAUAAGCACAAAGACUGUAUACCUGUCAUUGUCCAGGCUGGUGCUGAUAUACACCGUAAAGGCCCUGUAUCUUGUAAAGGAAACACAGUUUUACAUGAAGCUGUCAAAUUAGGAGAUGAAGGUCUUGAGAUUAUUGACACACUACUUCGAUGUGGAGCUGAAGUAAGCAGAACGAAUGACCGUGGCGAAACUGCCCACGAUUUAGCCAAGAAGUGUGGCUACGAUAAAAUUACAACUCGGCUAAUGUCCAGUCUUGGCCAAGCACAACUGGAGAAGCUUUUAAGUAACAAACCCUUACAAAUAGAUUAACCUUUCUGACCAAGGGAGCUUGAUGCAUUUCAUGAUGGCACCAAUAGAAGAGCAUACGAGGGAUGCAGAUAUAAACACGCACACAUUUAUAUUCAGAGGCCCUCCAUAAGCUAUUUUGUUUGGCUUAUGCUUCCUUUUCUUGUUUUGAGAUUGCAGUUUUUUUGUCUCUUUUAAUCUAAUUCAUAAAACCUAUCUUUUAUUGGUUUCAGUUAAAUGUUUUUAUUAAUUGUUUUAACUCGGUACUUGUUUUACCUUACUGUUGAGGAUAAAAAGCAAAGUAGACCAGGCACGAAGGCACAGAACCCACAUUUUUAGUGCAAGUACUGAUUUCGCUGUUAUAUAUUUAAUGGCUUUCUGCCAGUUUCUAGCAACUAAAUUUAACUUGCAAAGCUUUGGUGAAUCUGACGCUGCUGUUGAAGAAACUUGCCCAAGGUACUACACAGUGGCAUUAAACUCAGAAAUAUUUUAUUGUAAAUUGAACACAGCCAUAUUUAUGCUCAUUAAUAACUUAUCUUUUCACUUGUAAAAUUUAAGAUUUAAAAAAAAAUUCUUCACUUGUAUAUCUAACCACAUUCUCAACAAGUAACAUAUUUAAUAUGAAUACAAAUAUUUUUUUAUCUAAAGCUGUAUUCUGUGUCACUUGUUGCAUUGUCAUCUACUUCAUAUCUUCUUUGUCUUGUUCCUCCCCCACAGCUGGAAGUUUAAAAGAUUAUUGAGCCAACCGGCAGUUAUUUUUUUACUGCUAAAUAUUCCACUUUAUUCUUCCAAAAAAAAAAAAAAAUUUCCCUACAAAAAAAACCAAUCAAAAAUUUUCAUGUGUAAUAAUAUCAAAGAUGUUUAGUUUUGCUAAACUAAAAUUAUGCUUUCUUUAGGCAAAAUAUCCUCACUGGUCACACGGUAAGAGAUUAAUUACCAAAUAUGAGUUUACUUGGUUGAACAGCAAUUUCUUAAAGCCAGAUAUAAACAAUAUAAGAGAGGUCAUAUUUGAAUAAAAAAUUUCCCCAAAAUUUUACUGUGAA